AGUCUAUGCUGCUGACGUUGGUGCUGUCCACAGUGACGAUGGCGUCCACAGAGCUGUCCCUGUUGGACCUAACAGAUAAGGAAACCAGAGAGAAACUGUCGUUAUGGGAUCGCCGCACCGACGCCACGGCUCCCCUCACGGAGAAACAGAUGGACUCUGUCCUGGAGAUCCGAACUGCAUCUGAAACGCUGUCUGUGCCCUCAGAGUUGCCCAUUGAGGACCUUUGCAGCCUGUCGUCUCGGUCCUUGCAGUCCCCGUUCACAGCCACUGUGCCCGCUUCAACAGAGGAUGUCCUGCUCAAAGGUUUCCAGAUGCUAGACAUGGAAAAUGACAGAAUAGAAACUGCACAGCAGUUUUUUGCCUGGUUUGCCAAGUUACAGGCAAACAUGGACCAGGAUGAAAAUGCAAAAUACAGAAACACCAGAGAUGAUCUUUACUGCUACCAGGAGCAAUGCGAUGCCAUUCUGAAGGAUGUCAGUGCAGCCCUUGAGCACUUGGACUCCCUCCAGAAACAGUAUCUGUUUGUGUCAAAUAAAACCGGAGCCCUGCACGAGGCCUGUGAGCAGCUCUUGAAAGAACAGUCAGAGCUUGUUGACCUGGCUGAGAGCAUACAGCAGAAACUGUCAUAUUUUAACGAGUUGGAAAACAUAAACACGAAACUGAACUCACCAACCUUGUCUGUAAAUAGUGAAGGCUUUAUACCAAUGCUGUCCAAACUGGAUGACUGCAUUGAAUAUGUUUCUUCACAUCCCAAUUUCAAGGACUAUCCGGUUUAUUUGACCAAGUUUAAACAAUGCCUCUCUAAAGCUAUGCACUUCAUGAAGAUCCAUAUUGUAAACACUAUGCAGAAUCUCACCAGCCAGUUAACAAAAAGGGAUCCAAUGGGUUUGACUAACGCAGACAACGCCUUUACACUUUACUAUGUUAAGUUUAGAGCAGCUGCACCUAAAGUUAGAUCGCUGAUUGAACAGAUUGAACAGCGAGCGGUGAAGAUUCCAGAAUACCAUCAGCUCUUAGAUGAAGUCCAUCAGUGCUACCUUGACCAGCGAGAGCAACUCCUCAGUCCCUGCAUUACAUCCACCAUUACUGACCUGACCAACCAAAACAGCAAAGACCACUGCGCCCUGGUUCGCAGUGGUUGUGCCUUCAUGGUUCACGUGUGUCAGGAUGAACACCAGUUGUACAACGAGUUCUUCUCCAAACCUACAACUAAACUAGACGAGCUGCUAGAGAAGUUGUGUCUGUCACUGUAUGAUGUCCUCCGGCCUCUGAUCAUCCACAUCAUCCACCUGGAGACCCUGUCCGAGCUCUGCAGCAUCCUCAAGAAUGAGAUGCUGGAGGACCAUGUUCAAAACAACGCUGCACAGCUGGGGGCCUUUGAUGUAUUAGUGAAGCAGAUGCUGGAGGAUGUUCAGGAGAGGCUGGUCUACAGGACUCACAUAUACAUCCAGACUGAUAUCAUAGGUUACAACCCAGCUCCGGGAGAUCUGGCCUACCCUGAAAAACUGGAGAUGAUGGAGAAAAUCGCUCAGAGCUUGAAGGAAGAGCAGAUGAAGCAGGCGUCACAAGGCUCCGUGUUUUCUGAUGUAGAGCUUGAGGAUCCAGACGGUAGAAGAAACAGUAAUGCCGGCGGCUUGGAAGCGUCUCGUCUGCAAACGUCUGUGUCUCCUGCCGAUCUGCACGGCAUGUGGUACCCCACUGUCAGGCGAACACUUGUUUGUCUGUCCAAGCUCUACAGGUGCAUAGAUAGAGCGGUCUUCCAGGGUUUAUCUCAAGAAGCCUUAUCUGCCUGCAUCCAGUCGUUGCUUAAAGCGUCUGAUAUCAUCCUUAAAAACAAGACGCAAAUAGAUGGGCAACUUUUCCUGAUCAAGCACCUGCUGAUAAUGCGUGAACAGAUUGCCCCAUUUCACACUGAUUUUGCCAUCAAGGAAAUCUCACUGGACCUGAAAAAAACACGAGAUGCUGCCUUCAAAAUCCUCAACCCUAAGGCUGUCCCCAAAUUCUUCAGAUUUAACAGUCACAACGCCAUACUUGAAUUCCUGUUGGAGGGAACGCCGGAGAUAAAGGAGCACUACAUUGACUCAAAGAAGGAUGUGGACCGGCACCUGAAGUUCAGCUGUGAACAGUUUAUCCAGCAGCAGACUCAGAUCUUUGUGGGGAACCUUGAGGAGUUUCUCACCAAGGUUGCAGCUCUUAAAACGAUGGCUAUCCAAGGUGGUCCGACAUACAGUCUGUCUCAACAACCUUGGGCCCAGCCAGCAAAGAUCAACGAUAUAGUGAUGGCUACCUACCGGGUGAUGAAGAGCAAGCUGCCAGGCACUUUACAGAGCAUGUCCUUGUACCUAGCCAACAGAGACACAGAGUUCAUCCUUUUCAAGCCUGUCCGGAAUAACAUCCAGCAGAUAUUCCAAAGACUGCACGCCUUGCUUCAGGAGGAGUACAGCGGAGAAGACCUUCAAAUCAUCGCGUGUCCGUCUAUGGAGCAGAUUAACCUGCUGCUGUCUGUGAAUAAGUAAUGUUUCGCUUCUGGGGAACGCCCUCGGGAUAGAAGUGCGAUGCUGCAACUCCAGCCGUGACCAGGAGCCGUGACGUUGAGUAAGCAAGAUGACCAGACUAAGAGAACGCACCUGAGCUACAUGCUGGACCAGGAACUCUGAACUGAAGGCAAAAUAAAAAAUCCUGCACGAGGCCAAAGAUUUUUCAACGGAGGCUCAAGUGGCUACAAGUAUGAAGAAGUUCAGCUGUUCAGUGAAUGAAGUCUAUAACAGAAAUGGGAGAUGGAGAGUAACUUCUUCGGGGGGUACUGAUUUGAUCAUUUUGUUUGACUAAAUUUUAAGCGGUGGUAUGGUGAGGGUUGCUCUCGUGUAGGAGAAUUCCAUUUUUUUUGACAAGGGUGGAUUUGUGGUCACAGUUGGCAUCUCUAUUAAUACCAACAGUUUCUUUUCUUUCUUUUUUUUUUGCGAGUAAAAGGAAUUUGUGGCUUGGGGGUGGUGGGGCUCAGACAAGCACACUUCAGGUGCACGAAAAGAGGCACUAAAUGGUUGUUCCUCAUCAGCCAGGUAGCUAAUGGGCAGUAAAAGUACUUGCAUUGCCUAGAUUCCCCUGAUUGGUUUGGAAGGGUGACGAGAGAAAAAAUGCUGCAAAAUGUUUUAUUCCUCGAUUUUAAAAUGUCUUUGUAACGCGCUCAUUAAAGCCCAAUAAUGACUUGUGCUAAGGGUGUCUCAGGUCCCACAGGCUUUCCCUUCUAAUCAUAAAAAAUCCACACAGAUGUUUUGUUUUUUUUCUCCAAAAUCCAUCCUCUUUGCUAAUGUUUUUCCGUUGCAAAUGUGUAUAAAGAAGAGAUUAUGUUUUAUACUUUUUUUCUUUUAUAACUAGGUUGAUUGAAACAAACAUAUUCUGGCAAAAAUAUUAGACCAUUGCAGGGGUGGGGGGGUUUGGGG
Messenger RNA from Mugil cephalus (flathead mullet), 3440 nucleotides. RefSeq names its product component of oligomeric golgi complex 3 (gene cog3). Bases 6 to 2516 code for a protein of 836 amino acids. The transcript has 23 exons. Lineage: Eukaryota; Metazoa; Chordata; Actinopteri; Mugiliformes; Mugilidae. Gene Ontology annotation, cellular component: cis-Golgi network; COG complex; membrane. Gene Ontology annotation, biological process: intra-Golgi vesicle-mediated transport; Golgi organization; intracellular protein transport. The record is from RefSeq and is a predicted model, not a curated record.